GCGACCAACCCCCCUGGAGCUGGGAACUUUUUUUUCCUUCCUGGCAGGAUUCACUUCUAUAGUGUAGUUCCCCGCUGUAGUCUGCAGAAUAUCCCUCUCCAGAGCUCACGGAGAUCUGCCCAAGUAACCACUAACGAUGCGUACCAGCCACUUUCGAUUGAUUGUCUGCGUAGGAGAAACCUUGACGGUCAAGUCAGGGCUGUGAGAUAUAGGUGGAAUGAUUAUUUGGUAGCUUAGGACACUGAGAUUUAUGUUCUCAUUUGAGCAUACGAGCGUCGAACUCUCGUCCGGACUGUUUGGAUUGCGGCACUGAGUGGCGAGGAACUUCUCUUCAGUAGCGAAGGACUUGUCUUGUAUGAGAAGGAGUUUGGAUCGGUGGGUGCAGCUCGACUAGAGACGUGGGGUAAGAAGAAGGGCAGGGCGAGGCAUUUAGAUGGGUUCUGUUUUUUAGUUCUGUUUUCUUCUUUUAUUUUUUGAUUGAGAGUAGGGGUCAUGGAAGGGAUCGAUUUUGUUUAGCUUCUAUGGAUUGCCCAAGUGUUGGUAUGCAUGGAAGACACUCUUGCCUUGAUCAAGUUACAGCUGAUAAUCUGUUCGAGAGUCAUGGGGAAUAUUGCGUAGAGUGUCGAGAUUCAUCGCAGUGUUAUUUGAGGUUUCGGGAACUGUUCAAGUGGGGGUCAUUUCUUAGCAUCAGAAUAUCAGGUGCUUAGUUCAUUUUUACAGGAAGUCGUUUAAAUCAAACGGGUUAACUCCAGAUUAUCAAGAGAAUUCGAAAAGCACCAAAAGCAGUGUCCUUAUUCUACAUAGUAUCAUUCAAUCGAGAUUGUAUUUAGGUGUUGCCCAAACCAGGAAUUUUGAUAGUUAAUCGGUGAGACUCCAAGUGGUAUUAAGAAAUAAGAAAUGGUGAAGAGAGACUAAAAGACUAACGGAUUCGAUUCUUCACAAUUUGAGCCCCAGCGAAGUCUACUUAUUUCAAGCAGGUGGACAACUAAGAAACAUCACAACAACGCGAGCCAGUUGUAGCAUUGGUUGCAUCAUUGGUCAGUCGUCAAUUUUCUUAAUUCAACAAGUUUAACUUCCAAAGAUCUCAGUGCACUCACAUUUUUUCUUCACAAACGUAUAGAUCGACGAGAGCAGAUCUUCACAGAAGGAAGCACCAGCUAGAAUGCGACAAGCUGACCAAAUUUCAAGAAAAUCCGGCCUUCUAUUGAGUUGGAAAAAGACCUAGCAAUGGCCAAUUGGCAAUGGGACUGGGAUUUUGAGCUGGAAGGCCAGCAAGAGUCACCAUUGUCAAGCUCCCCGCUGAGAUCGUCCAGCUCUCCAUGCAGCUUAGCAAUUCGCAGUGAAGAGCAUGUGGCGCAGGAGCCAUUGUCUGACGAUGGGCAAUGCAGGGACGAAAUGGGAGUGGACAACUCCCCAGCCAGCAGUAGGUCUCUUGUUCAGACGCUACAAAAGUGUCUCACUUCGCUGCCUCAGUACACCAAUAUGACCGACUGCGCCCGGCAAUCAAUGAGCGACCCAGCUGGUGCCGCACCUACAACUUCAAGAAACUUCAGCUCACCGUCGAAGUCUCUUGGUCCUACAAAGCCAUCUCCGAAGCGACGGCAGCGCCCCUCACGACGCACGCCCGUUACCGUCCUUGAAACCAAUCCAUGGGAGUUCCGAGAUACGGUCCAGAGAUUAACCGGCCUCCGCGCCGCGCCGAAUCCAAACGCUGCACUGGUUCGACCUCAGCCUACGCGACCGGGUCCCAGCACCUUCGUUAGACCCGAUUACCUGCAGCCCCUCCGUCCGUUUCGUUCAAUUUCCACCCCUACUCCUCAGCCGAACCCAUUCAUCACUCCCCUUAGUCCCCCAAUGAAUCCAUUAAUGCACCCCUCCCUCCUACGAUCCCGCUCGUCGGAGUUAACCAUGCCGCAAUUUCCUAUGCGAGAGCCGGUGGAGAAUAUCACAGAAUUACUGUACGAACCCGAGUUUCGAAACUUGACGCGCGCUUUGCCGGUACCCGCGGCUCCACUGCAACAAUUUAGGCUGGAUGCACAAAACUCAUUACGGAACGUCUCCAACCUCGAUGACGAGAUUAUGGCAAGCGGGUCAUUGCCUCCAGAUUUCCCAAGUUUUCGUGAUCAUGCUUCGAACGGUUAACUAACACACGUGGGUCUCAGUGGUAUCUCCAUCGACAAUGGGUAAAUUUGUCAGGACCAUUCAGAUUGUGAGAAACGGACGCAAUCGUGAUUUUAUUUAUUUUUACUUUUUACUUUUUAAAAAUCUCAAAGCUUCACUUUGCUUUUGUGUAUACGACAUUGAUCAUAGCCUGACCACCAGUUAUUAGAACCACAGUAUGUGGAGCUUGUUUGAAUCAUUCUGAGUAGGUUUGUUUCCUUGAGCAGCGCAGCAUUAGAUGCUCCAUAGUGCAGUAUAGAACUUCAAAUUUGACCCUAAACGUUCUCUUAGUUACUUGCUGAUAAUAUGAAACCGUGUGCUUUUAAAACGUAGGGGAUAGUGGCGUGAGACCCCCAUCGAGCUUUCUAGCUUCGACUAAUGUACAGAUUUUUUCCCCACAAGCUUCAAGGCCAGCUUGUGCUGCAUGUCUUCCUCAUUCUUUGCCUUUUCUCGCAAACUUCGUGUUCGGCUUUUGCACGGCGAGAGCUCUCCACAUAAAGAUGCUCCAUCUCGCAACAUUUCAGCAUGUCUGGAUUGUGCAUGUAUUUAGUGGUGCUCUGACAAGGGGCCCAGUCAAGGUUUCAGCAAGUACAUGAAAUUGUCCUUCCAAGCUCUUUGGGAAAUACAUGGAGUGGCACCGCCCGCCCUGUAAGUAUUUCAAUCAGUCUCCUUCAUUCCAAUCGUGAAAUCCAAGGUGCAAUCGACCAAACAAGUUAUGCAAUUUAGUCAAAGAUCACUAAAAAACCACCUUGUACCAAUUCUGACGUGACGUCUUCCGAUCAUCGUCUAUGAAACAUUCGAGUCGGUCUGAACAUUCCAACCAACGACUGACACUAAUGUCCAGAAUUAGGUUUGCAUUUCAGCGACGCCGUUCAAGGACACAACUUAAAUGCUUGCUGGAAAUUCCUCCAUUCCAGAUCUCUACAAACAGAUUUCCAGAGUGGAGAAAAAGUCAACACGUUGGCUUCAUCCAAUAGUUUUCAUUCUCCGAUAACCUGGAAAUUGGUCUGCUAGGGGUCCACACGCGGCCUACAAGCUUCGGCCUACAAGUUUGCGAAAUUCUCUGCUAUUCCAGCUUGUGGAUCAAAUGGUCUAAUACUAUUCAACUCGAGUUUCAGUGAUUGAAAUCUCAUACCACGGUCAAACUCAUGGUACAGAUUGCAGUACAACUGCCAACGUCUUCUCAGAGAAAUCAGAAGGUUCGAAGAAAAACUUGCUGCAUGGUCUGGAGUAAGAGCCUAGACUUUUAUGCCGAUGGAUUGCGGACGUACUCAACAAGCUUGAACUUUACGUUUCAAUAGACACUGGUUCCGAGGUUGAAUUCUCUCGUGAGACCACGAAUGGACACGGAGGGUAUAAAUAAGUAGAAAUGAAUGAAUGCAUGGAGCAGGACCGGGGGAGAAAAAAAAAACAGUUAAUUGACCUAGGGCUCUCACUGGCUCCAAGUUUGACUAGAAGUACAUAGUAAAAUUCCCCUUUGAAUAUCUUUCCGGGCGAUCGUUUUGGUGCUUUGAAUGGGGAUUCCCAGACUUGACCACGACACGAGGUGGAGAAGUGGCGGAAGUAUCAUCCCGCUGGCACGAAAGAUUUUGUUGCCGAGGAGGGACCGAGCUUUCCCAGGACCUGACGCGGUUUACAACUUGUCCGACAGUAGUGGGGACUGGAAGGGCGGGGGGUCGGAGGUCUAAUGCUGCUGCUGUUGAUGUUGCUCCGAGUCAGUCCAUGUCGAUGUAUCGGCCCCGGGCAGCAGCAUCUGGUGGUGGGAUUCCCCCGCGCAAGCAUUGAGCUGGUCUGUCUAUCUUUCUGUCUGUAGCCAUGGUCUGUCCGCUCUGCGACUGGCUCUGCUCGAUCCCCGCCUCCCCUGGAGGAGGGUAGUUAAGUGAUGAUAGAGGGAGGAGGAUACUAGAAUAAGCAUAGUUUUGGUGUUGGUUAUAUGAUGUUCAUUGGAGGAUGGUAGGAGAAGGAUAGUUGGAUGAUAUUUUCUCAUCCUCUAAAAUUACAAAUUUGAAGUUAUUUUUCAUUAGAUGAUGUAUGAUUUCCUAAGCAUAGUUUUUAAAAUUUUAGUGAUUAGAGGAUAGAUUAAAAGAUGACAAAAUAGAAGAAAUCGUAAAAAAUUAAA
Molecule: messenger RNA, 4279 nt
Organism: Physcomitrium patens
Lineage: Eukaryota; Viridiplantae; Streptophyta; Bryopsida; Funariales; Funariaceae
Source: RefSeq, a predicted model, not a curated record